Molecule: messenger RNA, 1926 nt
Organism: Neohortaea acidophila
Lineage: Eukaryota; Fungi; Ascomycota; Dothideomycetes; Mycosphaerellales; Teratosphaeriaceae
Product: Tannase/feruloyl esterase
Exons: 2
Coding region: 238-1779 (513 amino acids)
Source: RefSeq, a predicted model, not a curated record
GGCCGAACCACUAAUUAUUGGUAGUAGAACGUGCACGCCACCGUGGUGGGAGACGCUGUCGGAUGGAAGGCUCCGCGGCCCCUUUGGCUUCGGCUCCGAUACUUUCGGCGCCGCCUCAUCAACGAGACGAAUUAAUCAGCUGCUCUUCAUUCACUCGUCGAUCGGCAUCUCCGCAUGACAUGAUAAAGCAUCGGCGCACUCACAUUGCCGGACGAGUAAGUUUCUUUGCUCGUGAUCAUGCUUCGCUCGUUCUUGGGGGCUGCUGCCCUCGCAGUAACUGCCCACGCAGCGACAAUCCAAUCCACCCCCGCCCAGCAAUGCCAGAGUUUUGCCAACGGCCUCGAUCUCUCGGAAUACAACACGACCAUUAUCAACUCGACGUAUUUUGCGACUGACGAGUACUUGUUCGUGGUAGGUACGACCAACAACGCCCCGUUCUGCCAGAUCUUCGCACAGACGGUCUAUGGAUCCCCCGGAACCACGGUGUGGGCAAUCUGGCUCCCGGAAACCUCGGAUUACCAGGGCCGGUUUCUCGCGGUAGGUGAUGGUGGAUUUGCUGGCGUGAUUGAGUACGACAGCAUGCUCGCCGAUUUCAAUCUCGGCCUGGGCUUCGCCGUCGCUGGCGGAGACGGUGGGCACUCUGCAUUGACGAACGAUGCUGGAGAGGGCGCGCCAGGCGUCUACCUUCCAUUCCUCCAUCAUCAGGAGGAGGUGCUUGGGUGGAUUCACAACGGCAUCUCCAUCUUCACUCCACCGGCCAAGGCAAUCACAGAGGCUCGUUACAAUUCCAUCAAGCAUGCCUACUACGACGGCUGCUCGACGGGCGGAGCUCAAGGCUUUGCUUUGGCCCAGUUCCAUCCAACACUGUUCCAAGGCAUUGUCGCGUCCAGUCCGGGGAAUUAUUACAGCCAUCUCGCGCUCAGCUUUCUCUGGAACGACCUGGCUACCGACACCGUCGGAACGUACAUACCUCAGACUCAGCUCACCGCCAUGACGGCUGCCGUUGUCGCCAAGUGCGGAGGGCCGGACGGUGUAAUCAACAACCCUCCAGCGUGCCAGUUUGACGUCGAUUCCUUCGCCUGCAACGCUACCAAUCUCAGUCUCAACAACACGGCGUGCCUCACCGAUGCGCAACUGGCCGCAGCUAAGAAGAUCUACGCCGGCCCCACAAACUCAAACACCGGAGCCCAGCUGUAUCCCGGAUUUGCGUUCGGCAGUGAAAGCUCGUGGCUCUUGCAGGAAGGCCUGCUCGCCGAUUCGUUCAGCAUACCCAUUCUGCAAAACCUGGUGUACGACGACCUGGGCUAUGAUGCCAGUACAUUCAACUUCUCGAGCGCUGACGUUGCCGCGGUGAAUGAGAAAGCCGGUACCCUCAUUGACGAAAUCGACCCGGAUAUCCAACAGUUCCACGCCGGGGGUGGGAAGUUGCUUAGCGUUCAAGGAUGGGCGGAUCCGUUGAACUCUCCUUUUUGGCCGAUUGAGCAUCUCCAGCAAGUACAGGCAGCUUUUGGCGGGAAUGUGAGCUCGUGGUUUGAGUUGUUCAUGUCCCCCGGAACCGGCCACUGUGGGAGCAACGACCUUUACCCCGACGCUCCGGGAACCUACGCAACCACUGCAGCGCUGGUGGCAUGGGUGGAGCAAGGGUCUACGCCCGCACAGAUUGAAGCCUCGAUGCCGCCGAGCGGAGCAAACAUCACGCGGAAGCUUUGUCCUUAUCCUCAGAUUGCCGAGUACACCGGUACUGACCCAGAUGAUUGGACUUCGUACACCUGCACAUGAUCAAGAAACGCUCCGAGGCGGUUGCGGUGAUCACUCGGUCAAGGGAGGGCGAAUGAUUUGCCUUGUUUCGAUGCGCAGCAUAGAUGUCCUGAGAUCACGUUUCGCGGAGUAGAAUACGCUGGACUACCACCAUCUCACUCCCCGCCA